AUGAAACGUCAUAUCGCCAUCAAUGGAGACUCAGAUCUUGAUGCAGACGACGAGAAGGAGGCUGAUCCGCUAGACAUCUCUGACUUCUUGGACCCCUCGGAUUUGGAGCCGGAACCCAUUCCCAUGGAUUUAUCCGAAGCAAUUCACCACGAAGACUUGCAGCGCUUCCAAGACUGGGAAGAGCAGGUUGAUGAGGAGGAGUACGACGACACCUACAACGAGAUCAUAAUUGAAGACGGGUGUGUGAUAUGGAAGGUAUGGAAGGAGGAUGCUGGAGCUGAAGAUGAACCCCUUACUUCGGCCACGUUCAGAGCAAACGAAAAGGCAUCCGAAUACGAAAAGCAGCAGCAUGAACGGACGGAGAAGUUUGAGAAUUUGUGCCAUUGA
Molecule: messenger RNA, 387 nt
Organism: Yarrowia lipolytica CLIB122
Lineage: Eukaryota; Fungi; Ascomycota; Dipodascomycetes; Dipodascales
Source: RefSeq, a predicted model, not a curated record